AUGUUCAAGAUGAGGGCUAACGCCACGGCAUACUCCGGCUUCAUCACCGUCAACAAGGAACACCAGGCGAAUGUGUACUUCAUUUAUAUGCAAGCUCAGAUUAAUCCCGAACGAGCGCCGCUCAUGAUAUACCUACAAGGAGGUCCCGGCAAGUCGGGCACGUUCGGACAGUUCCUGGAGGUUGGGCCUCUGGGCGUCAACUCGGACGGGAUCCUCUACCGGAGGCCGCACACCGUCCAGAAGAUGUUCAACGUCAUCUUCCUCGACCAGCCGGCCGGGUCGGGCUUCAGCUUUACCAAGUCGCCGUUGGGCUACGCGCGCAGCAUCGACGACUGCGUGGCGGGCGUACGAGAGUUCCUCAGGCAGUUUCUGCUGUUGUACCCGGAGAACAGGAACCGUGAACUGUACGUCGCCGGCGAGAGUUAUGGAAGUCGUGGAGCCGUAGCCCUGGCUCAUAGCCUCAUGACGAAUCCGGAUCCCGGCCUACCGCUCAAGGUGUCCGGCGUGAUUGCUGGGUCUCCAGUCUUCGGCUGCGUCCUAGACCUCAUGGACUCCGCCGACACGCUGUACCACUUCGGCAUGUUCGACGCCAAUGGGCGCGAUAUGUUCGCACAGGCGAUGCACCGCAUCCGCCAGCUGUGGACCACCAACCGCGCCGUGGCGCUGGACCUGCUUAGCCACACCAUCUUCGGGCUACACCAUUCAGCCAGCCUCUUCGCUAACCUGACCGGUUACAGUGACCACGCGAGCCUGUUUAGCGACGAGAGGCCCCAGGAGUUCAUUCACUACUAUCGGUACAUGCAGAAGCCGCUGUUCAAGAAAUCUCUGCACCUUAAUUCCCAGGCCACAGUGGACAGUAACCGGCUGCUGGUCAUGCUGUACCUUGCCGAUGACUACAUCGUCGACCUCCGAGAAAAAGUCGAAUACCUACUCGACGCUACGAAAAUGCUGGUCUUCUCUGGGCAACUAGACACAGUGUUCCCCGCGAUCAAGCAAGAGAAACACUUGCUGUCGCUCAAUUGGACUGGAACAGUGGCAAUGAGAAAGGCAGCCAGGAGACCCUUGUAUGUAUCUGGACCCGGUUCGAGACUUGUAGGCUACGCCAAAACGACAAAGGACCUCACAUACGUGGUUAUGGCUCGCUCGGGGCACCACGUGCUGUUCGAUGCCUCCGAAGACGUGUGCAAUAUAAUCGAACGCUUUGUGACCGGCGUCGACGUUGUGAACUUUAGGAGAAAAGUGUUAGGCGUGAAUUAG
This is a messenger RNA of Dermacentor silvarum, 1257 nucleotides long. RefSeq names its product probable serine carboxypeptidase CPVL. The coding region runs from base 1 to 1257 and encodes 418 amino acids. The transcript is spliced from 3 exons. Lineage: Eukaryota; Metazoa; Arthropoda; Arachnida; Ixodida; Ixodidae. The record is from RefSeq and is a predicted model, not a curated record. Gene Ontology annotation, biological process: proteolysis. Gene Ontology annotation, molecular function: serine-type carboxypeptidase activity.